Chlorocebus sabaeus (green monkey) is the source of this 1025-nucleotide messenger RNA. The record is from RefSeq and is a predicted model, not a curated record. NCBI's taxonomy places the organism in Eukaryota, Metazoa, Chordata, Mammalia, Primates, Cercopithecidae.
GUUGCUUACAAGAGCAUUCAAACAUCAUGUGAGUCAUUUCCUUUGAAGAAUAAUGCUACAUUUAAGAAAUGUGAGAAAGAUUAUCAUUGCAGCUGUAUGUCAGGAUUUACUGGAAAAAACUGUGAGAAAGUAAUUGACCACUGUAAACUGCUCAGCAUCAACUGUCUGAAUGAAGAAUGGUGUUUCAAUAUAAUUGGAAGAUUCAAAUAUGUAUGCAUUCCAGGGUGCACAAAAAAUCCAUUUUGGUUUUUGAAGAAUGUUCACCUGAUUCAUCUACACCCCUGCUACUAUGGAAUCACCUUCCAUGGUAUUUGCCAAGAUAAAGGUCCUGUUCAUUUUGAAUAUGUGUGGCAAUUGGGAUUUACAGGAUCUGAAGGUGAAAAGUGCCAAGGGGUUAUUGAUGCCUAUUUCUUUCUGACUGCAAACUGCACUGAAGAUGCAAUCUAUGUGAACACUCCUGAAGAUAAUAAUUCUUCAUGUUCAUUCCCAUGUGAAGGCACAAAAGAGAUCUGUGCAAAUGGAUGCAGUUGUUUGAGUGAAGAAGACAAUCAGGAGUAUCGGUAUCUAUGCUUUCUCAGAUGGACUAGCAACAUGUAUCUGGAAAAUAUAACUGAUGAUCAACAAAAUAAGUGUCAACAUGAAGCUAUUUGUGAAGAUGAAAUUAAUAGGCCCAGAUGCAGCUGUUCUCUUAGUUACAUUGGCAGAUUGUGUGUUGUCAAUGUUGACUAUCGCUUAGGGAACCAGAGUAUAUCAGUGCAUGGCCUCUGCCUGGCCCUUUCACACAAUUGUAACUGUAGCGAUCUGCAAAAAUAUGAAGGGAACAUCUGUGAGAUAGAUACUGAAGAUUGCAAAUCUGUGUCCUGCAAAAAUGGAACAACUAGUAUACAUUUAAGGGGAUAUUUCUUCUGCAAGUGUGUCCCAGGAUUUAAAGGCAAGUCUUUUUUUCCUGAUAAAUUAAAUUUUCUAGCGAAUAAUGUUGUUAAUAUAUUUAUUUGAUAUAUCUCAAAUGUGUCUAUUGAUUGGUA